AUGCCAGUCUUUACCAUAUUUGGCUCCAACGAUAGUUCCAGAGAAACCUCUGAGAGCGACUCUGACGCAACCAGUGAUAGUGGGUCCACCAGAAGUGGAUCUGGUAGUGGCAGGAGCGAAAGCGGUUCCGGCAGUGGUAGCAAAAGCGGAUCUGGCAGCGGUAGCGACAGCAACAGUGAUGAUACCUCUGACAGUGGUUCUGGCUCUGGAUCUGACUCUGGAAGUCGAUCCGGCAGUGGCAGCGGAAGCGGAAGCAUUCUGACAGCAAUGACAAGUCGGAGAGCGGUGAUACAUCCAACAGUGGAUCGGGUUCUGGCUUUGGAUCUGGAUCCGACAGUGGCUCGGAUCUGGCUCUUGCAUGGAAGCGGCUCUGAUAGUGGAUCCGGCAGUGGAAGUGGUUCCAGAAGUGGAUCCACCAGCGGUUCCAAUGAUGAUACUGCCGAUGACGGCAGUGGCUCUUGCAGCGGUUCUGAGAGCGGCUAUGGAUCGGAUUCCGGCAGCGGCUCGGGCAGUGGAUCUGAUAGUGGAAGUGGCUCUGGAUCAGGUUCAGGCAGUGGCUCUGGAUCACCCAGUGGAUCAGGCAGUGGCUCUGAUUCCAAGUAUGGAUCUGGAUCUGGAUCUGGAUCUGGAUCUGGAUCUGGAUCUGGCAGUAGCAAAAAGAGUAGCUCUUCCAGCAAAAAGAGCAAGAGCAGCAGCUCCAGCAAGAACAAGAGCAAGGACCAAAGCGCCGCCAUUGCCCCCAGGAGUGAUGAUGAUGAUAGCUUGGAUGUCAGCACGGAUACUAGUUUGGAUGAAAGCAGUGGCAGCAAGAAAUCCAAAAGCGAAAAUUCCAACAAUGACAAGAUGGAGGGUAUGGAUGCUUGUAUCAUUGAAGAUAUGCCUAUUGCAUUGAGUUUGGAACAUUUUGUGGCCGUCACAACAUAUUACAGUUUGAUUGGAGACGAUACUACUUGUGAUACUAGUGACAGUCAUGAAUUGGACACUUCCAUUGGUUUCUUGGGAACCAAUUCCAUUUGCAAAUGGCAAUCCCAAUUCUUCCUUGGAAUCUGGUGCAACCGAGAAUUGAAGGUGGAAGAAGUUAGCAUUUUCAAUGUGAAUGGUUUGAAUGGAACCAUUCCAUCUGAGCUUGCCUUGUUGCAAAACUUGGAGAAACUUCACAUGUCUGGCUUGGGUGGAUCCUCGCCCAUGCCCAGUGAAAUUGGAAACUUGGAAAAGCUCCACACCCUCACGUUGCCCAAUGUUGGUUUCUAUGGAUCUGUUCCUACCAAAGUCGGUCAAUUGUUGUCCUUGCAAUCCAUGGAUUUUUUAAGCUUUUGCCAAGGCUUCAUCAGCGGUAUGACAAGUGUGGCAAGAGCGGAUCCAGGAUUUCACAUUGGAUGCUUGAUUUGGGUUGUGCUAUGGGGCAUCUUGAUUCAACACGUCGUGGGAACAGCAGGUUCUUCAAAUUGGGAGGUUUGGAACUUGGACUCUGCUCGAGUUGCGGAGCUCCCAUAA
Cylindrotheca closterium is the source of this 1494-nucleotide messenger RNA. The record is from the annotation of a GenBank genome assembly. Lineage: Eukaryota; Bacillariophyta; Bacillariophyceae; Bacillariales; Bacillariaceae.